UCCUGAGCUUCGUUAUAAAUAAACCCUUCCCCCACUUCCUCGCAACAGAAAAACUGAGUACGGGGUGCCACGAGCCAUGGCCAAGCCUCGCAAGCCCAAGCCCGACCCGGAAGACUCCAAGCCAGCUAACUCCGGCGCCGUCGUCCGCCACCAGAAGCUCUGUCUCUCCAUUGACACGAACCUCCGUCGCAUCUACGGUUACACUGAACUGGAAAUUGAGGUACCUGAUAUCGGAAUCGUUGGAUUACAUGCGGAGAAUUUAGGGAUUGAGAGUGUGCUUGUAGAAGGGGAACCGACGGAGUUUGAGUAUUACCCGCAUAAUCAGGUAGCUGAUAGUGAAAAGCGGUGGGGCUCCGCCGCAUCUUCUCUGAGUUCAGCUGCGGAUGCUGCUGCCGCUGCCUACGUUACGGCACUGGAGAUGGAACUGAUGCCUAAUUUUCUUAUCAAUUGUUGCAAUAAAAUGCACAUUGAGCAAAUCAAUACGGAGAAUAACGGAGUCCAAUCUUCUGCUGAAGUCAAGCAGAAUGUGAAAUCAGUUCGUGUUAACUAUUGGGUAGAAAAAAUGGAGACAGGGAUUCAUUUUGAGGAUAAUGUGGUACAUACUGAUAAUCAGAUACGACGUGCUCGGUGCUGGUUUCCUUGUAUUGAUGAUAAUAAUCAACGGUGCUGUUACGAUCUGGAGUUCACAGUUGCCCACAAUCUUGUGGCUGUCAGCAAUGGGAGCUUAUUAUAUCAGGUCUUGAGCAAAGAUGACCCUCCUCGCAAGACAUAUGUCUACAGAGUAGAUGUUCCUGUCACUGCUCAGUGGAUAUCUUUGGCAGUUGGACCAUUUGAAAUCCUCCCUGAUCAGCAUAAUGGUCUCGUUUCGCACAUGUGUUUACCACCUAACUUGCCAAAGCUACGUAACACAGUGGAGUUUUUCCAUAGUGCAUUCAGUGAUUAUGAGCAGUAUCUUGAUGCAAAGUUUCCAUUUGGGUCAUACAAGCAAGUUUUUUUAGCUCCUGAGAUGGCCAUAUCCUCCUCAACUUUUGGGGCCUCCUUGAGCAUCCUUAGUUCUCAAGUUUUGUUUGAUGAGAAAGUCAUAGAUCAGACAAUAGACACUUGCAUCAAACUUGCUUUUGCCCUUGCAAGACAGUGGUUUGGGGUAUAUAUUACUCCAGAGGCACCAACUGAUGAAAAGAUAUCUGUUGCUUGUCAAAAAAAGAAAAGAUAUCUGUUGCUUGUCAAAGAAAGAAAAGAUGUGUUAGUGCUCAUAUGGCUGCUUAAAUUUUUAUCGUCAGAGUGGCUGCUGGAUGGUCUUGCUGGUUUUUUGACAGAUUUGUUUAUCAAGAAAUUUUUGGGAAAUAAUGAGGCACAGUAUCGAAGAUACAAGGCAAAUUGUGCUGUGUGCAAAGCUGAUGAUAGUGGUGCAACAGCUUUGAGUUCCUCUUUUGCUUGCAAGGAUUUGUAUGGAACCCAUUCCAUUGGCUUGAAUGGAAAAAUACGAUCAUGGAAAUCUGUGGCAAUCCUUCAGAUGUUGGAAAAGCAAAUGGGACCUGACUUCUUUAAAAAGAUUUUGCAAGCAAUAAUUUCUCGUGCACAAGGUACAACCUGUCCUGUGAGGUCUCUUAGCACAAAAGAGGGAAUGCAAGAAAGUAUUGCCAUGAUUUGUAGUUUUUUUGUUUUCUUUCACAAAUUCCGGCAUUUUGCUAACAAAAUUGGAAAUCUGGAGCGUCCGUUUCUCAAAGAAUUUUUCCCUCGGUGGGUAGGAUCACAUGGAUGUCCAGUGCUUAGGAUGGGGUUUUCCUACAACAAGCGGAAAAAUAUCAUUGAGUUGGCAGUUUUGCGGGAAUGCACAGCUACACUAGAUUCAAGUGUAUCAGUUCCGAAUGCUAACCCCGAUUCUGAAAACCGUGAUGGUGAUAUCGGAUGGCCUGGGGUUAUGACUGUCAGGGUUUAUGAACUUGAUGGCAUGUCUGAUCAUCCGGACCUUCCAAUGUCUGGAGAUGCAUGGCAGCUGCUGGAAAUAGCAUGUCACUCAAAGCUUGCUGCUAGACGCUACCAGAAGCCUAAAAAGGGUUCAAAACCUGAUGGCUCUGAUGAUAAUGGUGAUACGCCCAGUUUAGACGUGCGCUCUAGUGUAGACUCUCCAUUGUUGUGGAUUAGGGCAGAUCCAGAGAUGGAGUACCUUGCCGAAAUUCAUUUUAAUCAACCUGUACAGAUGUGGAUUAAUCAGUUAGAGAAGGAUGAAGAUGUUGUUGCUCAGGCACAAGCAAUUGCAGCAUUGGAAUCUUUACCAGAGUUCUCACCUUCUGUUGUCAAUGCUCUGAAUAACUUCCUCACUGAUUCCAAGGCCUUUUGGAGAGUUCGAAUUGAGGCGGCAUUUGCAUUGGCUAAUACAUCUUCUGAGGAAACUGAUUUGGCUGGUUUGCAACAUCUGGUGAGAUUUUAUAAAAGUCAAAGGUUUGAUGCAGACAUUGGACUCCCCAAACCAAAUGACUUCCGUGAUUUUCCAGAGUACUUUGUUCUUGAGGCCAUUCCACGGGCCAUAGCUAUGGUAAGAGCUGCAGAUAAGAAAAGUCCAAGAGAAGCUGUUGAGUUUGUUCUGCAACUUUUGAAGUAUAAUGAUAAUAAUGGGAAUCCUUACUCUGAUGUUUUCUGGCUCGCUGCAUUAGUGCUGUCAGUUGGUGAACUUGAAUUUGGGCAACAGAGUAUUUUCCUUUUAUCUUCUCUUCUCAAGCGCAUCGAUCGGCUUUUGCAAUUUGACAGGUUGAUGCCUAGUUACAAUGGGAUUUUGACAAUCAGCUGCAUCCGAACAUUGGCACAAAUUGCAUUAAAGCUUUCUGGAUUCAUCCACCUAGAUCAUGUCUGUGAACUGAUUAAACCAUUUCGAGAUUGCAAGACAAUCUGGCAAGUACGAAUAGAAGCAAGCAGAGCACUCCUUGAUCUUGAGUUCAACUGCAAUGGCAUCAAUGCAGCAUUGUUGUUGUUUAUUAAAUAUAUAGAGGAAGAGCACUCUUUAAGAGGGCAGUUAAAGUUGGGUGUGCAUGCUAUGCGGUUAUGUCAGAUACGAGGUGGAUUAGUUUCUAAUGAGAAUAUUAAGUCGACCACUCUUGUGGCUUUGCUUCAGCUUUCAGAAAGCCGCACAGCAUUCAAUAAUGUAUCUCUCCGGCACUACUUGUUCUGCAUUCUUCAAGUCCUUGCAGGAAGAACCCCCACACUUUAUGGAGUGCCUAAAGAUAAGUUACGGCGAAUGGGUGAUGUGGAGAUUUGCAAUGAGCAGAAGAACCAUUUUGCAGCUCUCGUUGCAGAGAUAAAGCCUCCUGAACCUCCCGCGGAUAACCCAAACCUUUUGCAUGAUAAUCUGGCCAUUCCAGAAGCUUCCAAGGGAGUGGAUACUGUUUCCAACAGUCAUGAGAGGAAGACAGCCGUUGUUAAGAUUAGGGUCAAGCAGUCUGGGACAACCAGUAAAGCAGAGGAAGGCGAUGAUGCUACUGUCGAAAGAUCUCAAGGAAGGCAUCAUGAUGCUGAUCGCGGCGCCACCAGUUCGGUUUCAGUGGAUGCACCCCAAAGAAAUUCAGCUGAGGCUGUGAGCAUUAGCAAUCAAAAUAUCGAAGAAGUCAACUCAUUUCAUGAUCACGGGUCUCGGAUCACUGCUAGCAUUGGGAGUGCAAAAAUUGCCAGUGAAGGUGACAACUUUGGUAAGGAACUUCAGUGUACUGCCGAUUCAAGCAAUGUUGCCGUGUGUCCUCAGCCCGAUAUUGCGUCAUCACCAAGCAUCAUCCAAGAUAACUACAUAGAUGCUGAAGGCCGAAAGUUUGCAAGUCUUCAAACCCUAUCCGUUUCAAGGCAGGAUGGUGGUUCAUUGGGCACUGGGGAUUCUCCAAACCGCGGCAAGGAGAAGAAGAAGAAGGACAAGGAAAAAAAGAAAGAUAAGGAAAAGAAACGAAAGCGAGAAGACCACAAAGGGCACCGGGACGAUCCCGAGUAUUUAGAGAAGAAGCGAUUGAAAAAGGAAAGAAAACAGAAGGAGAAGGAGAUGGCAAAGCUGCUGAGUGAAGCGAAGACGACUCCAACAACAGAAUUGCGAGGUAAGAAAGAGGAAACGACAUCUUUAACGAGAGAGUUGCCUGGUAAGAAAGAGGAACUGGUUACCAAGUCAGCAACGGUGCAAUUGAAACCAAGUGUACCCCCCAAAGCAGCGAUAACAAAGUCGGAAACCAGGACGGAGCCAACAGAAGGUACUUCAGCUCCCAAAUUCCGAAUAAAAAUAAAGAACAAGUCGCUGAAUAAAUCAUAGUGCAAAGUUGUUGGGUCUAGAAUGUCACCAUUAAACAUUGCUGGAAACGAUGGAAUCAUCCAUUUUUUUGUUUUUGGACUUUCCUCUCCAGCAAUUUUGUAGAUGAUUUCUAGUUUUAAUGUGAAGCAGCGUAGUGAUCUAUUCUCUUUGAUUCUCA
Molecule: messenger RNA, 4436 nt
Organism: Theobroma umbraticum
Lineage: Eukaryota; Viridiplantae; Streptophyta; Magnoliopsida; Malvales; Malvaceae
Gene: TAF2
Product: TBP-associated factor 2
Biological process (GO): transcription initiation at RNA polymerase II promoter
Cellular component (GO): transcription factor TFIID complex
Molecular function (GO): transcription cis-regulatory region binding; RNA polymerase II general transcription initiation factor activity; chromatin binding
Source: RefSeq, a predicted model, not a curated record